CCCACUCCCCUAGACCAACAGGGGGUUGUAACACUUUUCCCAGUAACUACUUUACUUUUCUAAAACAGUAAUGUUAUUACUGUUGCUAAUCCAAGUAACGCUGCGUUACUGCCUUUCUCAAUACACCAUCCUUGAAGUGAAUGCGUGACUGUGCUGCAGGUCAGCGGCACCGGACCUUAUGUUGUUCAAGUCAGCUGUUAGCCAAAAAGCUAAAGGAAGAAUGGAGAACAAGGGAGAGAGGUGUUCUUUCCACAGCUGGAAGUAGCUACUGCCACUAUCUAUCACAGUCUAAGAUGCAAAGAACAUUGUCGUCCGCAAACAAUUCUUCAUGUCAUUUAUUGAAGCAUCUGCUGAAGCAGCACAGCAAUGUGAAACUUACAGAAAGAAACUCCGGGAGCUGCUGCCAGUGAUGCUUGGACGCGUCAGUAGAGAGUGGUGUUACGCAACGGUUUGUAAAAAUACUGAAUACUUCUCUUAAAUACAUGUGUAGAAAUACAGUAGUUCAAAAGUUGGGAUUUACUUGCUUUAUUGUUUUAUUCCAGCCAGUGGUGUUAAGAAACGAUAUAUGCUUUGUAAAAACCAUACUGCUUGCUGCUGUUAUGAAUAUAGUAGUUCAAAAGUCGGGAGAGACUGCUUUGACAGAUUGAUCAUGUCUAGUGAAGAGGUACUAAGGGUAAAACUUCUUUAAGCAGCACAGUUGGGAUGGGGUCCAAGAGAAGAGGCAGGUUGAUGGUUUGGAUGAAGAAGUUAGUAGAACAUUAACGGGAGCAAAGCAGUCUAGAAAUAUCAGGUUUUACAAAUGUUUUUAAGAUUCCUGACUUUGGAGAUAAAUUGAUACCAGUUGAGGGCAGGAGGUGAUGGAGUUUGUCUCUGAUAAUUAGAAUAGAGCUGUGUCUGGUUACAGCGCUGAAAAGAAACCUGGGGUUGUUUUUAUUUUCCUCUAUUAAUGAUGAGGCUGCUUUGGCAUUACGGAGAGCCUUGCCGUGUUUUAAGACUCUCUUACCAGAUUAAGCAGGAUUCUUCCAGAUUGGUGGAACGCCAUUUCCUUCCAAGUUUUUGCAACGUUUGCUUUAAUUUGCCAGUUUGGGGGUUUGGAGCUAACCUUAUUUGUUUUAUUUUUGUUUUAAUCUACAAUUAGUCUACAUUUGAGAAAGCUAACUGUGGCCUUUAUCUUAAUAUAUUCUGAAUUGCCUGGUGUUCAUCUCUUUCUCACCUUCAUUCAACGUAAUAAUAACUGUUAGUGCCUGUUUCUAAAGGUGGAUUCUGGAAAGGUUUUCUUUAUUUUAGUAUAUAAAAAACUUGAACGAACAUAAAGAAACACUCUGCAAUACUAGUAUUUGGUUUGCUUUUGAAUUGUAACCUUAUACAUAUAAAUUUGUGGGGCACAGUUGGUGUCCCUGGACUUUCCACACACUGGGAUUUAGACUAAAGUCAACAAAUACGCCUAACUUUCUAGAAGUCUGGUUGGUUAGUGGCGAGUCAUCCCUGGUGUAUAUGAGGGAGCUGACUAGACUUCAUGUUCAAACAUUCUGAAUUGCCUGGUGUUCAGUCUGUUGGUCGUGGUACCUUUACACUUUGAGCCUCACAGGUCAAGUGAAAAACAUGGGCGCUGAAUACUCACAAGAGGACUAUGACAGGUUUGCUCUUGAUUAUUAUCAAACUGCUUUACAGCAUCCAUGCCUCUUACCAGAUAUAGGCAUAGAUGAGUCUCUACUGAAAUAUUCGGGUACCGACUCUAACGCUCAGCUGGUAGCCUACUCUACUGAGCUGGUCAACAAAGUGCCAGACUACAUCAACAACUUGGGAUCUAGUUUGGGUGCAUUGACUGUAAUCCCAAAUGCUGUUGGAAUUGGAGCGCUGGUGCUUUCCAUGAUCAUGGAGAUCAGCAUGUUGAGCAGGACCCAAUCAACUGAGACUCCAUACAGCAUGCUCCAACGUGUAUUUGGUGAAGAGAAAGCCUCAUCUGUCCGGGACACAAUAUCAGAGUAUCUGAAGCGCCAUCAGACAUUCAUUAACAAUAACCAACGAUUACUUGAGGAAUUACGGAGACUAGAAGCCCAGCUGAGCAACCAUCUCACCAUCCUCAGAAACUCCCUGCUGCAUGACGGACAGAUGAGCACCCGUGGGUUCAAAAUCUGGGUCAAUGGAGCCUCCUUCCACAUCCAGAUGUUGAUCCAUGAAGCUCGUCUGAAUGUUCAGACUGGCAAACCUGCAUCAGACCAUCAGACUGCGAUCAAUUCUGCCAUCAGUUUGUAUCUGCAGCACCUGGAUAAUUUAAUGGAGAAAUACAAGACUUACAAGAGCAGUACUACUGAGAUCGCGAUAGAGAGGCACUAUUCUGGUUGUUGCUGUAAACUGCUCCUUUAACAGACCCACCAGCACCUUCCAGCAAAUGUUCAAAACUUCUGUCAACGAAAUGUGACCAUCUACGUUCUGUUUUGCUGUGUUUACAUUUCACUAGUUUAUGCUUGUUUUUGCCAUUUAAACAAUAUAAUUUAUUUUCCGUUAUUUUUCUUGUACUAUUUUUCAACGUAGUUGUAAUGAUAAGUGAUUCAUAUUUAGAUGAUUUAUGUAUUUAAUUUUACUAAAUCUUUGGAUACCUUUGAUUUAAUAUCUCUUGUAUAAUUGUAUUGUUGUAUAAUUAGUUGAGAGAGGCAUGUUUUGUCCAUAUAGUGGCAUGUUAGAGUCUGAUCCAGCUCUGCUCUGAUUGGUCCAGUCUGAGAGGAUUAACUCGUGCAGAUCACAACCACCUGAGUGAUGAAUGUGUCUGUGUCUAUAUACAGUAUAUAGCUUGUUGUGUUUUGUGAUGUGUAUUUGACAAUGCCUGAUGAAGAUCUGUCUUAAAUCCAAAAGUUGCUGUGUUACAUUAAAUGA
Molecule: messenger RNA, 2874 nt
Organism: Micropterus dolomieu (smallmouth bass)
Lineage: Eukaryota; Metazoa; Chordata; Actinopteri; Centrarchiformes; Centrarchidae
Exons: 2
Coding region: 1603-2367 (254 amino acids)
Source: RefSeq, a predicted model, not a curated record